This is a messenger RNA of Fomitiporia mediterranea MF3/22, 2121 nucleotides long. RefSeq lists its product as uncharacterized. The transcript has 2 exons. Lineage: Eukaryota; Fungi; Basidiomycota; Agaricomycetes; Hymenochaetales; Hymenochaetaceae. The record is from RefSeq and is a predicted model, not a curated record. The coding region runs from base 1 to 2121 and encodes 706 amino acids.
AUGGCAGGGACGACAAAGGCCUCGACCACUUUCAAGCGUCACGGCAUUCUCUUGGGCUCCUCAAGUCGGCAAUUUGAUUCGCGAAGCAAGCAAGACACAGGCGCAAACUCGAGAGGCACCUUUGGUUCACAGAAUACCCAUAAUAGCACUCGGCCUGGCAACACACAUAACGUACAAGGCACAGCCGGUGCUGUUCCCGACAGACAGGAUGCUGGAAAGCUCACGGUUCUCUCUCCGGUUCCGAGUAUUACUCCACAAGUUUCCCCAAGGCUUCGCCGCAAAGGCUGCCCUGAGAAGGAGAAUAUCAAAGUUGACGGCCCACCCCUCCGACAGACGAUUAGUCGUUCAGCCUCCUGCAACGCUCUACUCCGGAAGCCUGUAUUCAAUGCCAACUCUGAUGCUAGCUCAGUCAGGAUCAAAACGCCUCAUUCGCUUCCGCGCUCCGAGAGCUCUCGACCGUCCAAGCUUCCAAGGUCUCCAAACUCGCGGCUGCAUCUCCAAGCCCUUACAUCAAGCCAUGAACGGGCGAUGAAGAGGAGUCAGACGACGUUUUCUUUUGACACCAAAGUAAAAGGCAAGGAUAAUGUGACUACCGUUGAGCAACAAGAUCUAUCUGGGAAGCAUCUACAGGAUAAUACAACUGUUAAGGCUCGAAGCACAAGUACUCAAGGGGACAACUCAGAUGAUCCUGCAGAACCAACUGCUUACUCUGCCUGCGUUCCAACUAGCGACUUGCGUGAAGAUGCCUGUGGCUCAUCUAAGACGCCAAUAACUCCUUCUGUUCCUCGGUCUGCUUCAAUUCCACGUACAGUAUCUAGCUUCUCUCGAUCGAAGUCGCUUAAGCCUACUCAACUACCAGGCAUCUCUGAUUCGACUGAAAGGACAACUUCUGUGCCAAAAUCUCCUCAUCUCAAGACGCACUCGGCUCGUCAACAAAGUACUGUCCUCAAGAUGCCAGUCUCCCCAUCACCUCUCGGAAAUGUGCUUUACUCGUCUGCUGAUGAAGAAAUGAAGAAAAUGGACUGGGACACUCCUGAGGCGCUUGAUGACGAAGCUAGAUUCGAGCUGGCAGAUCUCGGAGCAGUAUUUCAGCAAGUGAGGGCCGAACUCAAGCAGGCUUCGCCGACAUCUUCGACGAAUGCAGAAGAAUUCGGAGAUGCAAGCUUGGAGGAAUUGUCCACGGUAGCUGUUUCUGGUACUGCGGCCGAUUUGUGUGAAGCAGCGCCCCUUGACGAGAUGAAGAUCUAUCAGGAAAUGUACUCCGGCAAUGAAGCCGAUAUUGAUGAGAAGCCUAAGGCGCACAAGGAGCCAGAAAGUGAUUCGGAAGACCCAGGUCAUGCUAAAAGCAGACCUGCUCAAGGAACGUUAGGCCUUCCAUCUGAGAGCUCUGGCUGUUCAUCCUGUUUUGCUGAGUCCAUCCACAGCGAUGCUGUGAAGUCUUCUGCAGCGGUCGCCGAUUCUAAUGAGUCAAUUGAUGCCAAUUCCGAGGUCGUAUCUACGCCGAAGUCGUCUGUCUCCAAGUCUCCGCCACCUAACGUGCCAUCUGCCCCGCCUUCCACUCCAAUCCGUUCAUCCCCAAGUCCUUCUGUGCCACAGCAACCGUCAGCCCUCUUCCCGCGUAUCUUCACCGAGCUCGCUUCAUCUUAUGCUCAAUUCGGCUUUAGCAGCAACACCAACCUGGGUUUCGGGUUUGGUUCCGCUACCAGGGCCGCCAAAGCGGGAACGGGCACAAAUGACCAAACGGUACGUACGCAGCGCGAGCUUGCAAGACUUCGAGCGGGAACAGGCUCGGUUCUGACUCGUGCACGUCUCUUCGGGCAGACGAUUUGGUCACCUUCGCGUGCUCAACGAAACGAUGAUUCUGAGGUGACGUCUAUACCAGCAGGCCAGGAAAAUUCGGGCACCGGUCAUCCAGGCGAAGCCUCAGGAUCCGAAGUCGUCACCCCACCCUCUUCUCCCUUACGCAGUACCACAGAUAGUUCUCCGCCGUCUGAUACCUCAAGCACCGCCACGCCUAUCAAAUGCAAUAACGGCAAACGUACUCUUGGGUGUGCGGACGCGUUGCAUGCUGUUGCAAUGGCACAGCAACUUUGGAAGACGAAGAACUUUCUGCUGGAGUGA